CAACAACCAGCGACAGCUGUCCUCAGCGGAAGCACUAACAAUGUCAACGCCGACAACAACAUCGAAAUAUAAGAUCAAUGGCGAGGCCACCGAAAGCGUUGCAGCAUCCACAUUGCUCUAUCAUCAUCCGCAUCACAAUCAUCAUCAUCAUCAUCAUCACCAUCAGCAGUCGCAGCAGCAGCAACAGCAGCAACAUCAUCAUCACCAUCAGCAACAGUUGCUACUGCAACAGCAACUCCUGCAGCAACAUGUGGCCAACAGUUCGCCAUUGCAACAUCUGAGCAAUCUGUUUGGCCAGCAUUUGCCUACGCACAGCCUGCAGCAUUUGAUUGCCGCCGAGUACUGGCAGCAACAGCAACAACAGCAGCAUCAACAACAGCCAGCAGCAACAAUUAAAAGCGAGCCAACAACUCAAUCAGGGGCAGCAACAUCGGUCUUUAGCUUCACGCCGCAGCAACACGUCAAUUUCGCCGCCUCAUUAGUCGCAUUACAGCAAAAUGAUUCCUUGCCCGAGGCAACAAUGGCAACAGCAACACCAACACCAGCGACAACUGCAUCAGCAGCAGCAGCAGCGUCAGCAAUGGGCCCUGCAGCAGCGACAACAUCAGAUACAUUGCAGGCGCCAACAACAGCGCAGACCAUUGACGACAUCGAUGAUGAUGUUGCUGAUGAUGACGACAGCAACAUCGGCCAGCACAUGCAAAAUUCAGGCGUUGCCAACUUUAAAUUCGAGCCAAGCGAGCAGCAUGACGGGGCUGCGAAUGAAGAUGUCCUAACGAGUCCUGAAGAAGAGAACAAAGAUGGAACUUUGACUGCUGUUGACACAAAUAUGCGCGAUGUCAGCGCAAAUCACAGCAGCUCCUUCCUAUCAGCCGCCUCCCCAUCUUCCUCAACACUGGUGUCCAGUCACACCCCCUCCCCAUCCCCACCUCUUUUGGAGGAACACGAAGAAGGGGAUGCAAGGAUAAGGGACAAGAAGCUAACGCUCGAAUUGAAGUUGCAAUCGUGUGAUGAAUAUGUUGAGCAGCCAAAGGAUAAAGGAGUCAAACGGCUGCAUCCAGCUCAGAUUGCCAACAACAAUGCUUCGUCGCCUCUGCAGCUGAAAGUGGAGAAACAGGAGGAGCAGGAGGAGGAUGAGCGGGAAGAGGAAAAGGAUAAGGCCCUGGAACUGACCGGAGCAGCAGUUGCUCUCUAUGGCCACUUGAACAAUGCCAGCAAGGAUGUGCGAGAUUUAGAGCAGUGCCUGAAAUUGCAGGACCCAAGUGAUAUCAGUCGCCUGUCGCGUUCACCGUCGCCACUUCAGUCGAAUGCUUCCGAUUGCGAUGAUAAUAACUCGAGUGUGGGCACCUCCAGCGAUCGCUGCCGUUCCCCUUUGAGUCCUGCUCUGUCCUUGACCCACCAGCAGGCCAAACGACAGCUGAUGUCGCUGCAGCCUCACCCGGCUCACCAUCACCACAAUCCUCAUCAUUUGAACCACCUGAACCACCAUCAGUACAAGCAGGAUGAGGAUUACGAGGAUGCCAAUGGUGGAGCCUUGAAUUUGACCAGCGACAACAGUCGUCACAGCACUCAAUCGCCGGCGAAUUCGGUGAAAUCAGAGAUGGCUUCACAGGUUCCGGUGAUUUCGGUGCCCUCGCCAGUGCCGCCCAUGAUCUCUCCGGUUUUGCCGCCCUCCGGUGGUGCCACCACACCCAAUUCCAUGGCAGCAGCAGCAGCUGCAGCGGCCGCCGCUAUGGCUUCCUCAAUGGGAAGUGGCAUAUCGCCUUUGCUGGCCAUUCCGGGAUUGUCCUCGCCACAGGCUCAACUUGCGGCAGCUGGUCUGGGUAUGAAUAACCCACUGCUGACUGGCUCACUAUCGCCACAAGAUUUUGCCCAGUUCCAUCAGUUGCUGCAACAACGUCAAGUGGCAUUGACACAGCAAUUUAACAGCUACAUGGAGCUGCUGAGAAGUGGAUCCCUGGGACUGGCACAGGAUGAUCCGGCACUGACCACCCAGGUGGCAGCUGCCCAGUUCCUAAUGCAGAGUCAACUGCAGGCUCUGAGCCAAGCCACCCAGCAAUUACAGGCCCUGCAGAAGCAACAGCAGAGGCAACAGGACGAGCCACUGCAGCUGAACCACAAGAUGAUGCAGCAGCCACGCAGCUCCACUCCCCACUCGGUAAGGAGUCCCAUUGCCAUUCGCAGUCCGGCCAGUUCCCCCCAGCAGAUGCACCACCACCACCCACUCCAGAUUACACCGCCCAGUUCGGCGGCUAGUUUGAAACUGAGUGGAAUGCUGACACCCAGUACACCCACAAGUGGCACUCAGCUGAACCAGAGCACCACCACACCGCAGCCCAAGACGGUGGCCAGUGCUGCAGCUGCUCGGGCAGCGGGUGAACCAUCGCCCGAAGAAACCACCGAUCUGGAGGAACUGGAGCAGUUCGCCAAGACCUUCAAGCAGCGUCGGAUCAAACUGGGUUUCACCCAGGGCGAUGUGGGUCUGGCCAUGGGCAAACUCUAUGGCAAUGACUUUUCGCAGACCACCAUUUCAAGAUUCGAGGCCCUCAAUUUGAGCUUCAAGAACAUGUGCAAGCUGAAGCCGCUACUCCAAAAGUGGUUGGACGAUGCCGAUCGCACUAUCCAAGCCACCGGUGGUGUCUUUGAUCCUGCGGCUCUACAGGCCACCGUCAGCACACCCGAGAUCAUUGGCCGCCGUCGCAAGAAGCGCACCUCCAUUGAGACCACCAUUCGCGGUGCUCUGGAGAAGGCCUUCCUGGCAAACCAAAAACCCACUUCUGAGGAGAUUACCCAACUGGCCGAUCGCCUGGGCAUGGAGAAGGAGGUGGUCCGUGUGUGGUUCUGCAAUCGCCGGCAGAAGGAGAAGCGUAUCAAUCCCUCUCUGGACAGUCCAACUGGUGCUGAUGACGAUGAGUCGUCCUACAUGAUGCACUAAGGGAUCAAGGAUCGGGUUUAGAGUGAGGUCACAUCUAGGGACAAAGACAGUGCAAUGAGAAAGAAGGAAGAAAUCUAAGGAAGCUUAGCAACAGCAGGUUCAAAGUCGCAAACACAUCAAAUACUAGCAUAAUUCUGUACUAUGGAUAGCUAUCAACUCCUGAACAAAGUGGGGUUUGCUUAUGUUAACUAUUAAUGGUAUUUAUUUUAAUGUAAUUCUAUUAAAAGUCAAAGCCAAAAUAUUGCUAAUCAAGUUGACAGUUCAAAGUCCACUUGAUAACCAACAUUUUUCAGAUCAUAAGGAAAUGGUAUUUUCUUCUUUUAAAUUCCAUUUCCUUAAGACAGUUCUUGGCAUUUGUGUAUUACUAAUAUUUAAGUACAGUCUCUGCACAAUUUUCAAAGUCAACAUUCCUGAAUUCCUAGCGAAUAAUCAUAAAGUUAAGCACUUUCCACGUAACAAAAAUGGAUUACCUUUUAAGCAUAUUUAUUUUUCGCGUGAAUACUGUGAUAAUCAAUUUGAAUGAUUUUAAUUUUAAUUAAAAGAAAAUGAAAACCAAGAAAAACAAUAUAAAACUAGCUGUACUUUGUAUGUUAUGGGCAAGUAAACUAACACAAACAAAAA
Drosophila eugracilis is the source of this 3556-nucleotide messenger RNA. It is a transcript of the gene nub, whose product is annotated as protein nubbin. Gene Ontology annotation, biological process: regulation of transcription by RNA polymerase II. The record is from RefSeq and is a predicted model, not a curated record. NCBI's taxonomy places the organism in Eukaryota, Metazoa, Arthropoda, Insecta, Diptera, Drosophilidae. Gene Ontology annotation, molecular function: RNA polymerase II cis-regulatory region sequence-specific DNA binding; DNA-binding transcription factor activity, RNA polymerase II-specific.